Molecule: messenger RNA, 2077 nt
Organism: Engraulis encrasicolus (European anchovy)
Lineage: Eukaryota; Metazoa; Chordata; Actinopteri; Clupeiformes; Engraulidae
Product: actin, cytoplasmic 1-like
Exons: 7
Coding region: 118-1245 (375 amino acids)
Source: RefSeq, a predicted model, not a curated record
CCGGGUAUAAAAACUCAUCUGUUCAGUUGAUUCAUACUUCAGUGUGCUGAACCAUACGGACGAAGUGCCCACAGAUUCCUGCAACUUUCAAGCUCACUAAUCCCUCAAAUCACAGAAAUGGAAGACGAAAUCGCCGCCCUGGUCGUUGAUAACGGCUCUGGAAUGUGCAAAGCUGGCUUUGCUGGAGAUGAUGCCCCCCGUGCUGUGUUCCCUUCCAUUGUGGGCAGGCCCAGACAUCAGGGUGUGAUGGUUGGUAUGGGUCAGAAAGACUCGUACGUAGGAGACGAGGCCCAGAGCAAGAGAGGUAUUCUGACACUGAAUUACCCCAUCGAGCACGGUAUCGUCACCAACUGGGACGACAUGGAGAAGAUCUGGCAUCACACCUUCUACAACGAGCUCCGCGUGGCCCCCGAGGAGCACCCAGUCCUGCUCACUGAGGCCCCCCUCAACCCUAAGGCCAACAGGGAGAAGAUGACACAGAUCAUGUUCGAGACGUUCAACACCCCCGCCAUGUACGUGGCCAUCCAGGCCGUGCUGUCCCUGUAUGCCUCCGGUCGUACCACUGGUAUCGUCAUGGACUCUGGUGAUGGUGUGACUCACACCGUGCCCAUCUACGAGGGUUAUGCCCUGCCCCACGCCAUCCUGCGUCUGGACCUUGCUGGCAGAGAUCUGACAGACUACCUGAUGAAGAUCCUGACUGAGAGGGGCUACUCUUUCACAACCACGGCCGAGAGGGAAAUCGUGCGUGACAUCAAGGAGAAGCUGUGUUACGUGGCUCUGGACUUUGAGCAGGAGAUGGGCACCGCUGCCUCCUCUUCCUCACUGGAGAAGUCCUACGAGCUGCCCGACGGACAGGUCAUCACCAUCGGCAACGAGAGGUUCCGUUGCCCAGAGGCCCUCUUCCAGCCAUCCUUCCUUGGUAUGGAGUCCUGCGGUAUCCACGAGACUACCUUCAACUCCAUCAUGAAGUGCGACGUCGACAUCCGUAAGGACCUGUACGCCAACACCGUGUUGUCCGGAGGCACCACCAUGUACCCCGGCAUCGCCGACAGGAUGCAGAAGGAGAUCACAUCCCUGGCACCCAGCACAAUGAAGAUCAAGAUCAUUGCCCCACCUGAGCGUAAAUACUCCGUCUGGAUCGGCGGCUCCAUCCUGGCCUCCCUCUCCACCUUCCAGCAGAUGUGGAUCAGCAAGCAGGAGUACGACGAGUCCGGCCCCUCCAUCGUCCACCGCAAAUGCUUCUAAACACACACGCACACCUCAGCUGUGUGUCUGCAGCACUGUUCAUGCUAGCUCGCCUCACCUGUGUGUGGAGGUGUGUUGCCAUGACAGUGACUCCUUUGGGACUUGUCCGCCUGCCCCUUGUCCUGGUUGCCUAGGUUACCCCCCUCUGGUGGGGGUGAAGGGCCAUGGUGCAGGGGGUGGGGCUUGAUGCUCGGGACUCUAUGAGUUAAAACUCCAUUCCCUCCUCCAGGCAUUCCACACUUACACACACACACACACGCACACCUCCAUCUCCUCAUCAUUCCGGCGAUGUGUGGCCCCCCGGGGUCCAUCGUACACACGUUCUACUCUAGCGCUGGCCCUGUGGGGGGCCGUGUGGCUAGUGUUUGUGUUUGUUUGUUUUUUUUUGCUUCUGUAAAUUAUGUGUUUUUGUACUUUGCAGCCUUAACGUCAGUCCGGUCCUGGGAUGUUGAGUUACUAUGACGAUGGGGAGGGGGUUUAGAUGUGCUGCGCUGCUCCUCUCUCACCCCUCACCUGAGAGAUGGGGGAGGGGAGAGGAGAGGGGGGUAUUGGGGCUUCAGGUGUCUAUGGGGCGUGGGGUACACACACAUGAAUACCGUAUGCACCCACCCCGUCUGGUCUCUGUACACUGAACUCAAUAAAUAUGCACAUGGUCUGUACAACUUCGUCUUGAGUUUUCCUCAGGGGGAUGGGUGGGGUACCAUCGGGUGAAGAAAGUAGUCUACUCAAUUAAGUGGUUAACAAGUCAUGUUGCUGUAAAAAUGGCUUUAACUGGUCUUGGUAUUAAAGGCAUUACAGGAUGGGCUUUAGGAGUAGUACGACUACCUUUUUU